GCGCGGGAGAACGCGGAAGUGAAGCCUCUGCUCCUGCUCGAGUCUUGUUGUUGUUUUCUUCUUCUCCUCCUGAAGGAUUAUUAGACUAUUAAUAAUAAUAACUACAGACUGACUGAGGAACCAUGGCGGUGAGCGCCGUCCACCUGGAGUCCGACGCCUUCCUCGUGUGCAUGAACCACGCGCUGAGCACCGAGAAGGAGGAGGUGAUGGGUCUGUGCAUCGGCGAGGUGGAGACGUCGCGCAUCGUCCACAUCCACUCCGUCAUCAUCCUCCGCCGCUCGGACAAGCGCAAGGACCGGGUGGAGAUCUCCCCCGAGCAGCUGUCCGCCGCGUCCACGGAGGCGGAGCGGCUCGCCGACAUGUCGGGCCGGCCGAUGCGCGUGGUCGGCUGGUACCACUCGCACCCGCACAUCACCGUGUGGCCGUCGCACGUCGACGUGCGCACGCAGGCCAUGUACCAGAUGCUGGACCAGUGCUUCGUGGGCCUCAUCUUCUCGUGCUUCAUCGAGGACAAGAACACGAAGACGGGCCGCGUGCUCUACACCUGCUUCCAGUCCGUGCAGGCGCAGAAGGGCUCCGAGUACGACCGCGUGGAGAUCCCCGUGCACGUGGUGCCGCGCGACGCCAUCGGCAAGGUGUGCCUGGAGUCGGCCGUGGAGCUGCCGCGCAUCCUGUGCCAGGAGGAGCAGGACACGUACCGCAAGAUCCACGGCCUGGCGCACCUGGACCCCGUCACCAAGAUCCACAACGGCUCCGUGUUCACCAAGAACCUGUGCAGCCAGAUGUCGGCGGUGAGCGGCCCGCUGCUGCAGUGGCUGGAGGACCGGCUGGAGCAGAACAAGCAGAGCGUCGCCGAGCUGCGGCGCGAGAAGGAGAAGCUGCUGCGGGAGCUGGCCGCCCUGUGAGCCGCGAGGAGGGAGGAUGGAGGACAGGGUGGAGGGAGGACAGGACAGGAUGAUGGAGGGAGGAC
Molecule: messenger RNA, 970 nt
Organism: Scophthalmus maximus (turbot)
Lineage: Eukaryota; Metazoa; Chordata; Actinopteri; Pleuronectiformes; Scophthalmidae
Gene: brcc3
Product: BRCA1/BRCA2-containing complex, subunit 3
Exons: 1
Coding region: 123-905 (260 amino acids)
Biological process (GO): double-strand break repair
Cellular component (GO): BRISC complex; BRCA1-A complex
Molecular function (GO): metallopeptidase activity; polyubiquitin modification-dependent protein binding; cysteine-type deubiquitinase activity
Source: RefSeq, a predicted model, not a curated record